GAAAAAUUCGUAAUAUUUCUCUCAAAAGAAGUGAUGGGAGAACAUAUGGGGUCGGAGCCAUUAAAUUUAUCCAUUUAACAUUUCAAAACAACAAUUUGUAUGUAUGUAUCCAAAUUUCAAAAUUCAUCCACCAUUGUGAACUGGCAAUUUACUCAGAUGUCCCUUAUGUAAUCACAUGAAUUAUCAUAGUGCACCUAGUCAACACUUUGCUCAUUUUUCACUGUAGUUUAGUAAAUAUUCCCCCGGCAUGUCCUUUAUCCGACAUACACUGAGAUGUGCUACGCGCACCUGUAGCAUUAAAUGGCAGCAACAAAUUCUUCGAACAAUUACAGCUCAGCCAUCUAUUCAGUAUAGAUGUAGUAGUACGGUGCCAGCUGAUGACCCCUCACAAUUUCCAGGCGCUAAAGCACCUUUCGUAUCAGAAUUAAAAUUAUUGUUGCACACUGACUAUGAAAAUGUGCCUAUUUAUCGCGUCAUGGAUAGAGAUGGCCUUAUUGCUGAUGAAUCGCAAGAUCCUCAACUAAGUAAGGAAGUCGUGCAGAAGAUGUUCAAUGACAUGAUUUUGCUAAAUACUAUGGACAAAAUUCUCUACGAAUCCCAGCGACAGGGGCGCAUUUCAUUUUAUAUGACAAAUUUUGGUGAGGAGGCAACGCAUAUUGGAAGUGCAGCUGCAUUAGAAAUGCGGGAUUUGAUCUAUGGCCAAUAUCGCGAAGCUGGUGUAUUGGUUUGGCGAGGUUUCCGCAUCGACCAAUUCGUUGAUCAGUGCUAUGGUAACUGUGAUGAUAUCGGGCGUGGCAAGCAAAUGCCAGUUCAUUACGGCAGCAAAGACCUAAACUUUGUAACUAUUUCCAGCCCGUUAUCGACACAGAUGCCUCAAGCGGUAGGUGCUGCCUAUGCGAUGAAGUUACGCCCAAACAACGAUGCGUGCGUUGUGUGCUACUUUGGAGAAGGAGCGGCCUCUGAAGGUGAUGCCCACGCGGCAUUUAACUUCGCAGCAACGCUCAAAUGUCCAGUUAUAUUUUUUUGCCGUAACAACGGAUUCGCAAUUUCCACCCCUUCGCACGAACAAUAUAACGGCGACGGAAUCGCUGCGCGUGGUCAUGGAUAUGGCAUGGCAACCAUUCGAGUGGAUGGGACAGAUGUGUUCGCUGUUUACAAUGCCAUGAAGUUGGCGCGUGAAUAUGUAAUUCGAGAAAACAAACCCGUUAUUUUCGAGGCUAUGGCUUAUCGCGUUGGACAUCAUUCAACAUCAGACGACAGUACAGCUUAUAGAUCUGCCGAAGAAAUUGAAGUAUGGAACUCAGUGGAACAUCCGAUAUCUAAGUUGAAGAGUUACAUGGUUCGAAAGGGCUGGUUCAACGAGUCCGAAGAAAAGGAGUUUGUAAAAGAUGUACGUAAAAAAGUUUUAAAACAAAUUGGUGUGUCAGAGAAGAAACCUAAACCGAACUGGAAAGAAAUGUUUGAAGGAGUUUAUUCUGAAAUGCCUGCAAAUUUGACCGAGCAAAUGAAGGAAUUGGAAGAACAUAUUAACAAACAUAAGGACCACUAUCCGGUGAAGAGCUUUAAAGUUUAAACGAAUUUUUUUACUGGAUACCGGGUUUCUCCCGCAGUCAUACAGGUUUUGGUACAACUUAUAAGACUAAGAAAGGUGCAUU
This is a messenger RNA of Anastrepha ludens (Mexican fruit fly), 1655 nucleotides long. RefSeq names its product 2-oxoisovalerate dehydrogenase subunit alpha, mitochondrial (gene BckdhA). The transcript is spliced from 5 exons. Gene Ontology annotation, molecular function: oxidoreductase activity, acting on the aldehyde or oxo group of donors, disulfide as acceptor. The record is from RefSeq and is a predicted model, not a curated record. Gene Ontology annotation, biological process: branched-chain amino acid catabolic process. Bases 248 to 1573 code for a protein of 441 amino acids. Lineage: Eukaryota; Metazoa; Arthropoda; Insecta; Diptera; Tephritidae.